AUGUUAUCUAACGAAGAAUUUAGUUGUCACGAAACAAUAAAAUCUUUAAUAGAAAAUAAAAACUCUGAAAAUUUAUGUUCCGAAGGUUGUCAAGGAUUAUGCUAUAACAGAAAUUAUGAACGAAUUCAGAGAAAACGAUGUUGUGGAAAAGGAUUUUGUGGAUGUUGUGAUUUAAAAGUUCACGUUUCAAAAUAUUCAUUAUUAAAUGAAGUAGUUAAUGUUCAAAACAAUUUAAUAGAUAAUAUAAAUGAUGAAAAUAGAAAUGAAUUCUAUGUCAAAACUUUAACAAAAGAUAUAAUUGGAAAUUCUGAUGAAGAAAUAGAUAUUUUAAAUAGUGUUUUUACUAAUUGA
This is a messenger RNA of Strongyloides ratti, 351 nucleotides long. RefSeq lists its product as hypothetical. The transcript has 2 exons. The record is from RefSeq and is a predicted model, not a curated record. NCBI's taxonomy places the organism in Eukaryota, Metazoa, Nematoda, Chromadorea, Rhabditida, Strongyloididae. The coding region runs from base 1 to 351 and encodes 116 amino acids.